CCGGAAGUCUGUUGGAUUUUUCUGUCAGCUCCGCUUCUUCGCCUCGUCGUCUUCUUUUUUAUAAGAAUCUCCGUGAAGUACAGUGUGGGUGGAAAACAUUUGAUCAUCGUUUCUGUCGAAGUAACAACACAUUUAACUGACAGACCGAACUGUCAUGGCGGAUGGUAGGGAUAUUUAGGUAGAAGAAAAGUCACAACUCUGGACAGGGUCCUAAUCAGACUGCAAUCACCAUGAGGUGACGACUGUGAAAUCUUGUGUUUUUGCUGACGUGGACAUAUGGCAAGGAUCACCUUUUCCUGCCUGCCGGCCUCCUGGUACUGCAGCGUGUCGCUGCUGUCUCUGGGCUGUGCACCCAGGCAGAGACUGCUGCUGCUGUUCUUCAUUGCGUCCGCCCUCCUCCUCCUAGGAACCUACCAGAGACAGCUGUGGGGCCCACAGCGACGGCCGAGGGCCCAAGUCAACAAGUACCUCUCCAUCGCAGAGUCCAUGGAGUCCACUGACGUCCUCAACCCUGCUCUGAAUUAUGGGAUCGUGGUGGACUGUGGCAGCAGUGGUUCUCGCAUCUUUGUGUACUAUUGGCCCCCCCAUAACGGAAACACUCACACCCUGCUGGACAUCAGACAGAUGAGGGACCAUGACCGCAAACCUGUCGUCAAGAAGAUCAAACCUGGUAUCUCCACCCUGGUGAAGACACCAACGCAGGCCAGUGAAUACCUCUAUCCUCUCCUCAGCUACGCCGCUGCUCAUGUCCCAAAGAGCAAACACAAAGAGACACCACUCUACAUCCUCUGCACUGCUGGCAUGAGGCUGCUGCCAGAGAGCCUACAGGCGGACAUCUUGGAGGACCUGGUCACUGAUGUUCCCCUGGCGUUUGACUUUCUGUUUUCCCGUUCCCAUGCAGAGGUCAUCUCUGGGAAACAGGAAGGAGUGUAUGCAUGGAUUGGCAUUAAUUUUGUGUUGGGCCGCUUUGAUCAUGCUGAUGAGGAGGACGCCACAGUUGAUGUGACAACGGGGUCUCAGAACCAGCAGCCAAUCAGCAGGCGGCGCACAGUGGGCAUCAUGGAUAUGGGCGGAGCUUCACUGCAGAUCGCCUACGAGGUGCCCAGUGCCAUCACCUUCAGUUCACCACAAGAAGAGGAGGCGGGGAAGAGUGUUCUCGCAGAGUUUAAUCUGGGCUGCGAUGUUGAGCGCACACAACAUGUCUACAGAGUCUACGUCACCACGUUCCUCGGCUUCGGAGGAAACAUGGCCAGGCAGCGUUACGAGGACCAGCUGGUCAACAACACACUGUCCAAGAACAGGUUUCUAACCGCACAGACAGGCCUGAGUGAGGACAAACCGUACCUGGACCCCUGUCUGCCAGCUGGUCUGUCAGACAGAGUUGUGAGGGACAACCGCACAUUGUACCUGAGGGGUCAGGGUGACUGGACUCGGUGUCAAGAGGCCGUACGACCCUUUCUGGGUCUCCACAAUGGCACCAUGUCACCAGGGGGCGUCUACCAGGCUCCCAUCAACUUCAGCAACAGUGAGUUCUACGGCUUCUCAGAGUUUUUUUACUGCACGGAGGACGUGCUGAGGUUAGGAGGACAGUACGACAGUGAGAAGUACUCCCGAGCUGCUAUGGACUACUGCUCAACCAAGUGGCCGACACUGAAACAGCGUCUGGACAACAAGCUUUUCUCUCAGCAGGCUGACAUGAGCAGACUCAGGUAUCAGUGCUUCAAGUCAGCCUGGAUGUACGAGGUGUUGCAUUCCGGCUUCCGUUUCCCCACCGACUACGCAAGUCUGAAAACAGCCCAGCUGGUUUAUGACAAGGAGGUCCAGUGGACUCUGGGAGCCAUCCUGUUUAAAACCCGCUUCCUGCCUCUCAGGGACCUGCAGCAGGAAACGUUGCGGCAGAGCCACCCCAGCUGGCUGCGCUCCUCCUUUGUUUACAACCACCACCUGUUCUCACUUUGCAUCCUGGUGGUGGUGCUAGCCAUCCUGCUCUACAUCCUGCGCCUGCGGAGGAUCCACCAACGAGAGCAGCGGCAGGCCGAGGCCCUGAACCUCCUCUGGGCUGAAGAGGGAGAGGCCCUCCACCCCUGAGAAAUGCGUAUGUGGGACCUUCCAGACUGAUAACCUGAAGGGUCUUGCAUCCUCUGUGACAUGAUUGACUUAUUAGACUCAAACCACAAUACCAAAACUUAAAAAUGUGAGUAUGGAGGACAGAUGAGGAACCUGGAAUUUAACUCACCAUCCCAGGAUGUGACUAGGAUAUAUGGGAAGAUCCAAGAUUUUACUGCGUGGAAAAACAUCACAGUACUGAGAUGGUUCAUUGAGCCUGGAAAUCAAACUCCUCUGUUUAUUCUUUGAUCGUGCAGCUUUAAACACAGAGCCAAUUUCUCACUGAAAAAACUCUGUGUUCUCUUUCUUCUUUUUAAGACUCCUGUGGAAGAAAAAAAUCAAGUUAGGGUAACAGGACUGAAGAACUAUCAUUAGUUUGCUACCCAUUUCUCCUAAGAUCAAAAGCCAUGUUUCUGUGUAGGUGCUCAUCUUAGUUUAAUGGCAGUCUGGACCUGGAUUCAGCGGCUUGAUGAAUGUCUCAACUACUGAGUGAGAAGGAAGAGGUGGCAAUAAUCUCCAAAAGAGAACAUUUAACAUAGGAAUAUGGAUUUGUUGACCAUUCAACAUCAGAGAGGCUGUCUGAAGGCACGCAAGAAAGAAAUGACUCGUCCCAAGUGACUCUGUUAGGAAUCAUGUGUUUCUUUCCAUGAAUUAAUAUUCAUGUGGCAGAAAGUCCAUUGCAACACCUGCUAGCAGUGUGGCUCUAUUGAAGUCCAUAUUAGUCUGUCCACAGUGAAAGUCCAUCUCAACCAAUCCAAUGAGCAUGCAGUUUGGCAUCGGCAUUCAUCUUCACUAGUUAAUUAAACCUAAUGACUCUGUACCACUAAAGUUACACCUGUCCAACACUCCCAAGUUAUGACAGGAUACCUUCAAAACAAAUGUAGUUUACUUCAGCUGUACUUUAAGAUUAACAUAGCAGGCCAUGUCAUAUGGGAGGGUUGAUGGGGAUGAGAAAGAUUGAAAGACAGAGUACAGUGCACUGACAAUAUAAUGCAGCUUUCAGUUUCCCAGUCAUAGGUUUGACGUAUUGGAUGAUGAAAACAGCUGUUAAAGCUGGGGUAGACAAUUUUAUUUAAACUUUUUUGUUGAAAUUCAAUUUACAUCCGACUGCAAUCAAAAAAUCAAAUGCUCUCUGUGGUGCCUGUCAUAGGACUGUAAUAAGAAUACCUGCAUGUCUACCUCUGCGCGCUCUGAGAAGGGAGGGGGGGAUUUUUUUUUGGUUGGAUACUUUCAAAAUCUAGUUGUCUCUUGCUAGUUCCUGCAAUGUUUCCCACCCCAACUUAACUUAACAGUAUGACGUGAACAUGGCAGACCAUGCUAAUUAUUAGCAUGUUACCAUGCCAACUGCACCCAUGUUAAGAAGCUGAACAUUAACGCUCCAAUGCUAAUGUUAGCUGACAUGUUAAUGUAGCUUGACGAGAAAGGACCUUUAUUAAGUAUGUUAACAUGCCAGUUUAAUGUUAAAAAAAAACAAUUUAGCUUAAAGUACAGCUGAGUCUAGCUGACACUGAGGAAAGCUGAGCCAAGUCUGAAAUGUCCCAAAAUGGCCACACUGCAGGUGUUCAGAUAAAAACUUAAUUCUUCAUGUGGUGACACCCUGAGGCCAAACCUCACAUUUUUUGCCACUAGUGGUAAGUAUAAGAAAAAAAGUGUUCCCUCUAUGUUUCUUCCAUUUAACAACGUUGGCUUAAGGCUUUUUAGUUUCCUAGUUAGACAAGUGUGUCCUUCACGUCAAUAUAUAAGCUACAUGUGACCUUUGAGUAUCGUCAUCUGGUUAUAGGUAACAGAUUUGAACAUGACAUUCCCUCUUGCAAACAGAGACGGUAAAGAUUAAGAGCUGUCACUUAGCUGGCAACUGAUUUUUAUUUCACCUUGACUCUUAGUGAUGAGUCACCUCCUCAAAUUCCUUUUCUUUUACCAUAAUCUCAACUAGCAGCUGAAAUGCUUACUCUGCAAAUUUGAUUCAGCAUUUCACUUAAAUGAAUUAUAGCAGUAAUAUCAUAGCGGCAGUACUUUUCAGCCAUCCAGAAUAGUGUUUCAUCUGCACCUCUGUCCGUCCCGAUGGGAAGAUUUCCUCGAAAGCAAUCCUGCAGACCUAUGAUGUCAGCCGCAGAGCUCUGGCCUCACAUUGUGCUUUGAUACUUGAAUGCCACUGUUGUCCUGCCAAGACCCGUCCAGCACAUUUUCUUUCUUUUUUUUUUUUUUAUCAGAGUAAAGACCGAGCCAGGAGGCAUUUUAGCUGAAAUAAGUGGAGAGAUCUACUCCGUUUUUGGACGAAGGCGCUGAAACCAGACGAAGCCCCCGGAGGCCUGAUUUAAGCAGAUGGCGUCUGAUUUCUGAAUCCAAUAACUCCAUGAAAGGCAAGAAACUAGUCUCAUGCCAUUGGCCAAAAUGGAUGCUGGGACAUGGCAAAAAUGUGUUAAAUAUCUAAAAUGGUUUCACUUUAAAGCCAUUUUUGAGGGAAAAAGCCUUACUCUGAGAAAGGUGGUUCUAUUUUAUUCAGUUUUUACGUCUGCUGUAUUUCAUAGCUGUAUAAUGAAACCACUGUUUUGUUGUUAUUAUGUCAUGUGCAGACACACUGACAGAGUUUUGUAGCAAACCGUGACGAUGCAAAUGUGUGUCUGAGUAGCCCCACUUCCUGCGAAGUAAAACAGUGCAUUGAUCCCACAGUGGGAGAUAUUGUAUGUCCAAAUGUCGGAUUUUGUCAUUUAAUUUACUGAUUCAUUUUACUGAUUUCUGUCAGUUGUGGGGCAUGAUUCAUCAAACUAAAUGAUGACUCCCUUAUUUUGAAAGAAAAAGCUGUUUGUAACUGCUUACAUGUCUUGAGAGGGAAAUGUUUGGAAACUUUCCAUGACCUAAAAAUGUGAUUUAGCUUUUGUUAAAAUGUUCUGUACAACUCGUUCUCCUCCCAUUCCUGUUCGUCCUGACACAGAUGAGUCCAGACACAUCCUUGUCAAACUGUCAGUGUGUGUUUGUGACUUUUGUCUGCUCAUCUGUACCUUUUUUUUUUUUUUAAAAAUAGUUCUGAAUCCUGAACCAGUAACAGGAGUUUAUUGAAAUCUGAAUGCUUAUUUCUGAUGCCCUCAUAUACUUUACACUGUCGGGUGACUGUGGACCUCCUCCUCAUUCACCCUGAUGUGGUUUCUAGGAUUUCUGCUGCUCCAUUGAUGUUCUGACUCCUGACAAGGGACCAAUGGUUGGGUGUGUCUUUUCAGAGCUGGGUAUUGUGCAAUGUUGAACUAAUUCACUGAAAGGGACACUUGACUUUGAUGUUUUUAAUCUAAGUACAUUUAACAUCAUUGUGAAUAGAAACAUUUCCCAUCCAAUAAAGCAUCCAUUUGUAAUAUCA
Molecule: messenger RNA, 5455 nt
Organism: Micropterus dolomieu (smallmouth bass)
Lineage: Eukaryota; Metazoa; Chordata; Actinopteri; Centrarchiformes; Centrarchidae
Product: ectonucleoside triphosphate diphosphohydrolase 7-like
Exons: 14
Coding region: 277-2088 (603 amino acids)
Biological process (GO): nucleoside diphosphate catabolic process
Cellular component (GO): membrane
Molecular function (GO): nucleoside diphosphate phosphatase activity
Source: RefSeq, a predicted model, not a curated record